Kwoniella botswanensis is the source of this 1833-nucleotide messenger RNA. RefSeq lists its product as uncharacterized. Lineage: Eukaryota; Fungi; Basidiomycota; Tremellomycetes; Tremellales; Cryptococcaceae. The coding region runs from base 1 to 1833 and encodes 610 amino acids. The transcript is spliced from 5 exons. The record is from RefSeq and is a predicted model, not a curated record.
AUGUUAUCUCUCCUGAUAACCCUCGCACUUCCAAUGGUAUGGGCAGAAACCACAAUUCCCAAUACAGGCGAUCAACCUCAAUCAUUCUUAUUCGGAUUUACAUCCUCCCAUCAAGUUUUACCCAUCACACCAUCCUGUCCAUCUCCUCUUACCCUCUCUGCGCUGACGCCAACGAACGAACAGACGAGUGAUCCAAAGGCACCAUAUACGAUGAUAACGCUAGUGCACGAGCAAUUGAUAGAUGGGACUGGGAUCCAGUUUGAGAGGUUAUAUAGUGCUAGCUUGGAUGUAGGGGAUAUGAGUAAAGUUAAGGAUGUCAGGCAUCCUUGGAUGAAUGGGACUCAAUUUAUAGCUUGUAUAUGGGGAUCUAAUGGUGCCUCAGGUGGAUGUCAAGACCUAUACACCGUCGUACCUUCAGAAGACACCUUUGACGCUUAUGCAACACCAACUUCGACAUGUCGGACAUCCAAUGUUCUAGAAUCUUGGGUACCAGCUGCGAACGAGACGCUAGAUGUGGAAGUAGUGGGUCCAAGUGGAGAUGUAUCUUGGAAUGCUUGGCCAGCUUCAUGCUCAGACCUUCAGAUAAGUCCUAAGAAUGGUACACCACCCUAUACCCUCCUCGUCGCUCCAGCAGCCCAUCCUCCAGUGAAUAUAACGACUUCAACACUACCUAUCAACUAUACUGUCCGAUUGACCCACGGUCAAGCUUUCAUGUUGGGAUUAUACGAUUCGUCUGGGAAAAGUUGGGCUUUUGGUCCUCUACAUGCUGGAGCGAGUGACGAUCUUGCUUGUCUAGCUGUCGCUACAGGUCAACAAGUACCUCAGAAAGAAGAGAAGAUUGGUGUUAGUGUUCUGGCGGGAAGUGUGGCGGGUGCUUUUGUAUUUGGUGCGUUAGGUGCAGCUGGAUUGAUGUGGUUCUUGCUGGGUGGUAAAAAGAGGUUGCGGAAAUCCUCUUCCGAACAGAAUUUCUACUCCGAUCCUAGACCAGCCUCAUACUCUACACCUACCAAUUCAUUCAUCAGCAAACAACUCACUCCCAAUGGUAAUUCCCUUUCGCCAUAUUUGGAUUCACCAGAAUUCGACACUCCAGCUACAUUAUACGAUCCUCAUGUUCCUGGACCCAACCCUCAAUCAUACCCUCAAGGACCAGGUAGUGCUUCUCAUGAUCGCGAUAAUCGUGUAUUCCCUCGACCACCUUUAGUCAGUAUGUCGGAUGAUUAUUCUGGUGAUUCAUAUAGGGAGAACAUAUUUAUGGGACAAAUCAGAGAGAGGGAUAGGAGAUCAAGUGUUACUUCUGGCCAAGGUCAUGGGCAUGUACAAGACCCCUCAUGGACUUCAUCAACCAAUAGCAGAUCAGGUAGAAAACAAAAUACACCUAAAUCUUCACCUGGUAUAGUCAUUCAAAAUCCAUCCUCACCUAGGCCAGGAUCAUUCGGUUCGACAUCCCACCAUCACCAGAAUGAUGAACCUUCUUCACCUUCUUCAGGUAGAGGACCAAGACAUGUCUAUGUGGUACAUUCAGAUGGAAUGAAUGGGGAUUUACAUAUACAGUUACCUGAUUUGAAUUCUAGAGUUAUUGAAUUACCACCUGAUUAUAGACCUGGACCCGAACAUGAAAACAAUGAUAAUAACGGUGGUUUGUCUCAGCCGCGACCUCAGGCUCAAGCUCAGCCUACACGAUCACUCCCGAAUAUACCUGUCGUACCGGGUGGAGAAGGAUUGGUGGAGCCUGCGAGAUCAAGGAAUAGUUUGAAUGCGAAUGAAAUGACAGAAGAUGAGUUGAGAGCUAGGGCCGAGGCUAGGAUGAGAGAGAAGACGAGAAGAUUUACAUAG